AUGAGCAAGACGCUGUCGCUACCCCGACACCUUUCACGAGGCGCCAAGACUGCCCUGCGAAACCCUACCAAACUGCGGCAAUAUGCAUCAGUCUCCAACUCUCCCUCCGAGCGAGAUCCGACAGAGCUCGACAAGAUAACAACCCUCAACAACGGCAUCAGAGUAGCGACUGAGGAUCUGCCUGGACAUUUCUCUGGUAUUGGAGUAUACAUCGACGCCGGCUCACGAUACGAAAAUGAAGCCCUUCGCGGAGUGUCACACAUCAUCGAUCGACUCGCCUUUAAAUCCACAACGAAGCGAAGCGCAGACCAGAUGCUGGAAUCGAUGGAGAAUCUGGGAGGGAAUAUCCAGUGCGCAUCAUCAAGAGAAAGCUUAAUGUAUCAAUCAGCGACCUUCAACUCUGCAGUCCCCGACGCGGUGGCGCUGCUGGCAGAAACGAUAAGAGAACCAAACAUCACAGAAGAAGAGGUGGAGAGACAACUGGAGACGGCAGAUUAUGAAAUUGGCGAAAUCUGGGGGAAGCCUGAGCUGAUACUGCCGGAACUGGUACAUAUGGCUGCGUACAAGGACAACACACUGGGCAACCCACUACUCUGCCCCAAAGAAAGACUGGAUGUCAUAGAUCGACGCACAGUUGAGGCUUAUAGAAAGGCCUUCUUUCGACCAGAGCGGAUGGUGGUCGCUUUCGCGGGAGUCGACCACGCAGAUGCAGUCAAGCUCACACAACAAUAUUUUGGCGAUAUGACCGACCCAGCGAGCUCCUACACUUCAUCGACCGAGUCGCAACACGCGCAACAAGUCCAACCGCCAUAUCCAACUUCUCAAGUCCCACCGCAGAACGACUCCAGGCUGAUGUCAAGAUUACCAUUUCUGAAGAACCUCUCGACGUCUGCUUCGCAAAAGGCCACCGUCUCUCCGCUCGACCCAUCUCAAAUCAUCCCUCAUCCACUCGAGCAGCCUAUCGACUACGACGUCCCAUCCCAUUAUACUGGUGGCUUCCUCACAUUACCUCCUCUGCCCAUUCCUCCGAGCCCGGCUCUCCCUCGGGUAUCACACAUCCAUCUGGCAUUCGAAUCUCUUCCAAUCUCUUCGCCAGACAUCUACGCUCUGGCGACUCUGCAAACACUUCUGGGAGGAGGAGGGUCGUUCUCCGCUGGUGGACCUGGAAAAGGGAUGUACAGCCGCUUGUACACUAAUGUUUUGAACCAAUACGGCUGGGUCGAGAACUGCGUCGCUUUCAACCACGCUUAUACCGAUUCUGGCUUGUUUGGCAUUUCAGCAAGCUGCGCAACCCAGUUUGUACCUCGCAUGCUCGAUACGAUGGCCCGUGAGUUGAGUCUAUUGAGUACAGAAACUGGACUUGGUAGACUUUCCGAGAUCGAAGUCAACCGCGCCAAGAACCAACUACGCUCGUCGCUCCUCAUGAACCUGGAAUCCCGUAUGGUCGAGCUCGAAGAUCUUGGCCGACAAGUUCAGGUCCACGGUCGACGUGUUCCAGUCAAGGAGAUGGUGUCGAACAUCGAAAACGUGACGAUGAAGGAUCUCAGGCGUGUUGCGAAGCAGGUUUUCAGCGGCCAAGUAAAGAACCGCGGAAACGGAUCCGGAGCGCCGACAGUGGUGUUGCAACAAGGCGAAGAGGAGAAUGUGACGCUUCGCGAUAUCCCAUGGAAUGAUAUUCAAGAGAGGAUAGCGAAGUGGGGUCUGGGUAGGCGGUAG
Messenger RNA from Zasmidium cellare ATCC 36951, 1716 nucleotides. RefSeq lists its product as uncharacterized. Lineage: Eukaryota; Fungi; Ascomycota; Dothideomycetes; Mycosphaerellales; Mycosphaerellaceae. The coding region runs from base 1 to 1716 and encodes 571 amino acids. Gene Ontology annotation, molecular function: metalloendopeptidase activity; metal ion binding. The record is from RefSeq and is a predicted model, not a curated record. Gene Ontology annotation, cellular component: mitochondrion. The transcript has a single exon.